Carassius carassius (crucian carp) is the source of this 983-nucleotide messenger RNA. RefSeq lists its product as uncharacterized. Bases 51 to 983 code for a protein of 310 amino acids. The record is from RefSeq and is a predicted model, not a curated record. Lineage: Eukaryota; Metazoa; Chordata; Actinopteri; Cypriniformes; Cyprinidae. The transcript has 8 exons.
UACAGAUCACUAUUGCACACCAAUCUUUGUAAUCCCCUGCAAUAAAAAAAAUGACCACAUGGUGCGUUGUUCAGUUCAGCAGUGGGGCAACUGAAAUUGUGCCAAACUCAUGGGUUGAAGGAGAUAAAGUCUUCUUGCCCCCAUACCCUCCUAAGGACUCUAUUAGGCUGAAUGCAGCCAUCCUGAAUAGAGAGCAGCCUGGUCAGGGAUGGCACACAUACCAGCCUAUCCGUCUCCUCAUAACUCGUGAUAGUCAUGAUGAGGCAGCGAGGAGCCUGGACAGAUAUCUCAAUAAGGAUUGUGACACCACUGACAUCCAGUCUGAGGAGGAGAGCCACCAUUCCCUGAAAAGAAAAAGAAGACCGAAUCCAGUUUAUCACUCAGACGAGGAGCCCCAGAAUGAGCGCAGAUUCACCCAAGCCCCAAAAGUGUUAUUUCCAGCAGCGACCCAACUAGCCAGUCAGAGCAGCCAACCAUCACCACCUCCACGAAUCUAUCAGACCCUCCAACGCCCCAAUUCCCCCAUGUUGUCUUACCCCAAUGUCCCAGCAUCGUUCCCUGGUGAUGAAUUGGUGUUCUCUCCAAUGAAUUUACUCCAGAGGCCAUCUCCUGAAGUUGUUUCAGAUUCUUCAGAAACUGCCAGGUUGGCAUUAAAAGAUGUGGCUAUGCAAAAACUUCUUACUGCAGUGACAGAGCUGUCCAAGGAGGUGAAGGACCUGCGGGAGGAGUUUAGGAAAUUCCGCCAGUCCUGCAGGUGUGGACAAUCGGAGUCUGUGAUACAGCCACUGUCGGAGCCCUUGGAGCUGCCCUUCCACACCAUGGAGGCCCUGGACCAUGCAGAAGAGACGCUGUUAAAUGGCACAAACCGACAGAUGACGGGAGAGUACGCUGUGGCAGGGGAGGGACAGACAUUAAGGGACAAAUACAUUGCGUUUACUGCUAAAAUAUACGAGAUUGGUGAGGAAGAAGAAGAAUGUCAGUAA